Molecule: messenger RNA, 2487 nt
Organism: Echinops telfairi (small Madagascar hedgehog)
Lineage: Eukaryota; Metazoa; Chordata; Mammalia; Afrosoricida; Tenrecidae
Gene: KLHL38
Product: kelch like family member 38
Exons: 4
Coding region: 186-1931 (581 amino acids)
Molecular function (GO): protein binding
Source: RefSeq, a predicted model, not a curated record
CAAAGCUGGAGAAAACGACCAAAAUGCCUUCAGCAUAAACAACUCCAAGGAUCUCCCAGCACAGGUCGGUGUGCCGCUGAAAGACAGGCCUGGGUGUAGGGUUCACUCAGUGCCAGAGGUGGGUGCUCGCCGCGGGGAGACAAGCCGGACCAGGCUUCACUGGCUGUCCCAGCCGUCCAAGAAGGAUGGAUCAGCCAUCACCAGACGGGCUGCUCUUCAGAGACCAUGACUUCUCCUCUGACUUGUUGAGGCAGCUCAACGGCUUCAGACAAAGCGGGCUCCUGACAGACGUGAGCAUCUGUACCAGCACCCAGGAGGUGCCUUGCCAUCGCAACGUGCUGGCUUCCAGCAGUCCCUACUUCAGGGCCAUGUUCUGCAACAACUUCAAGGAGAGUCGGGAGACCAAAGUCCAGCUGAAAGGCGUGGACGCCACCACUCUGGAGCAGAUCGUGCUGUACGUGUACACCGGGGAGGUGUCCAUCACAGCCGAGCGCGUCCACCCCCUGAUGGAGGCGGCCGCCAUGCUGCAGUACCCCAAACUCUUCGAGGCCUGCUCUUCAUACCUCCAGAGCCAGCUGACCCCCAGCAACUGCCUGGGCAUGCUCAGGCUCUCUGAGAUCUUCAGUUGUGAGACCCUCAAGGAGAAAGCCAGGCAGAUGGCUCUGAGGUAUUUCCCAGAGGUGGCCUCCUCGGCCGACCUGAAGGAGCUCUGUGCCUUGGAGUUGCGAGACUACCUGGCGGACGAUGGCCUCUGUGGGGAGGAGGAGAAGGUUUUUGAGGCUCUCAUGGUUUGGGUCAACCAUGACCUUGAGACCCGGAAGUGGCACCUGCAGGAACUGUUGAAACAGGUCAGGCUUCAGUACAUCCACCCAGCCUUCUUCGCCCACUUCAUCACCAGCAAUGCCCUCCUGCAAACCUCACCUGCAUGCCGGGCCAUCCUGGAGGCAGCCAAGAGGCACAUAUUUUCUUUGUACGGCCCCGGUGCCCCAGACCUCAAACCGCUGUGCCACGUCCCUCCCAGAAACUCUUACCAAGAUUUCCUUAUCCUCUUGGGUGGGAGGAAAGAUAGCCAGCAGACCACCAGGGAUGUCCUGCUCUACAACAGCCAGAGCGGCCAGUGGCAGGACCUGGCCAAACUCCCGACCCGGCUGUACAAGGCCUCAGCCGUCCCUUUGCACCGCAGCAUCUACGUCCUCGGGGGCAUGGCCGUCAGGGCAGGGAAGAGUCUGCUCAGCCCCAAUGUUUACAUCUUUUCCCUGAAACUCAACCAGUGGCGGCUGGGGGAACCCAUGCUGGUGGCCCGCUACUCCCACAGGAGCACGGUCCAUCAGAACUUCAUCUUCUCCAUUGGGGGACUUGGAGACAGGCAGGAGGUCAUGAGCUCCAUGGAGCGGUUUGACAGCAUCUGCAACGUCUGGGAGAGGAUGGCCAGCAUGCCAGUGGGCGUGCUCCACCCUGCGGUGGCUGUGAAAGACCAGCGACUCUACCUCUUCGGGGGAGAGGAUGUCCUGCAGAACCCCGUGCGCCUCAUCCAGGUGUAUCACAUUUCCAGGAACACGUGGUUCAAAAUGGAGACAAGAAUGAUCAAGAACGUGUGUGCCCCCGCCGUGGUGCUCGGGGGACAGAUUGUCAUUGUGGGAGGUUACACGCGGAGGGUUCUCGCAUACGACCCUCAGUCCAACACCUUUGUCAAGUGCGCGGACCUGAAGGACCGGAGGAUGCACCACGGGGCCACGGUGCUCGGGAGCAAGCUCUAUGUGACGGGGGGCCGGCGGCUGACCCCGGACUGCAGCAUCGAGGACUCGGACUCCUUUGACUGUUAUGACCCCGAGACGGACUCGUGGACCUCCCAGGGACAGCUGCCUCACAAGCUCUUUGACCACGCCUGCCUCACUCUGCAGUGCAUACCCCACCCCUCCACCUGCCCAUGAGCUGGGUGCAAGCCCCCGCGGUCCUACACAAAAUCCCCGUGGUGGCAAGUGCAUGGAAACCAAAAGAGCAAAGAAAGCAACCAACCAAAUCCCUGGCCUUCGAGUGGAUUGUGACCCAUGGCGACCCCGGGUGUGAAAGACUGGACCUGUGCGCCUCCCGGGGAUGGCCCGAAGCAGAGUGCCACUCCUUUCUUCCGCAGUGCCACUGGCUGGGGUCAAACCGCCAUCCUUUAGUGUGCGGAGAGCAAAUCGUUUGUGCCUCGAGGACUCAGGUGGGCCUGACCCAAGCCAAGGUAUUGUCAACCGUCUCCUGCGCGUGUGGAAGUUGGACAUGGAUUAAGAAAGACUGCAGAAGAAAAGGUGCCUGUGGAUUGUUGUGCUGGGGAGACUCUGGAGAGGACCACUGGACUGCCCAGAGGACGGGCAGAUCUGUCUUAGAAGAAGGACGGCCAGGCAAGGAUGGUGAAACUUGGCCUCAUGGACGUUGGACACGUUGUUAGGAGAGACCAGUCCCUGGAGAAGGACCUCGUGCUCUGUCGAGUAGAGGGGCAGUGAA